Messenger RNA from Aspergillus japonicus CBS 114.51, 1476 nucleotides. Its product is annotated as pyridoxal phosphate-dependent decarboxylase family protein. Gene Ontology annotation, biological process: amino acid metabolic process. The transcript has a single exon. Gene Ontology annotation, molecular function: pyridoxal phosphate binding; carboxy-lyase activity. The record is from RefSeq and is a predicted model, not a curated record. The coding region runs from base 1 to 1476 and encodes 491 amino acids. Lineage: Eukaryota; Fungi; Ascomycota; Eurotiomycetes; Eurotiales; Aspergillaceae.
AUGGCCUCGCAUCCCGCCGCAAGCCCGCCUCCGCCCGUACCCGAGAGCAUCCACGCCCUCGACCACGAGAUCCGGUCGCACUGGCCUAGUAUCCAGCACCUCCUCACCGAGCUGCUAGACAUCACGCCCCCGGCCCGCGACGCACCGCUCACGCACCACAGCACGCCGCAGGACAUCACGCGAAUCCGCCGAUGGGCGCGCCCGGGCCCACCGCAGCCGCUGGAGACGGUCAUCGGCGAGGCGCGCGCCAUCUUCGAUCACCGGGUGCGCAUCAACCACCCGCUGUUCUUCGGGUUCAUCCCGUCCGGGACGAUCCAGCUGAGCUGGGUGGGCGACAUGCUGAUGGCGGCGUUCAACGCGCACGGCGGCGGCCGGAAGGUCGGGCUGGGGCCGUGCGUGGUCGAGGAGGAGCUCCUGCGCUGGCUGGCGGCGCGCCUGGGCCUGCCGGCCCGCACCGCGGGCGGGGUGUUCGUGUCCGGCGGCUCCGUGGCGAAUCUGAUGAGCAUUGCCGUGGCGCGCGACCAGAAGCUCGAUGGCGACAGGCAGGCGGCGCGCGGGGUCAUCUACCUCAGCGAGCGGGCGCACUACGCCGUCGCCAAGAUGGCGCGCGUGCUCGGGUUCGUGGAUCGCCAGAUCCAUCGCGUCCGCUGCAGUGAGGCCUUUGAGCUCGACGUCGAGGACCUGAAAGAGCAGUUGGUCGCCGACCGACGCCAGGGGCUGGUGCCGUUCAUGAUCGUCGCGACCUGCGGGUAUACCGAGACCGGGACAGGGGAUCCCGUCGAGGAUCUGGCGGACAUCGCGCGGAGAGAGUCGCUGUGGCUGCAUGUCGACGGGGCGUACGGUGCCUCAAUGGCGCUGUCGCACGCCCAUGCGCAUCUGGUGGCGGGGCUUGGCGCCGCGGACAGCGUCGCCUGGGAUGCGCACAAGUGGCUCUUUUCCUCCUUCGGCUGUGGGAUGCUCCUGGCUCGCGACCGGGACCAUCUCCGCUCGACCUUCGGGGUACACUCCGAAUUGAUGGAUCAGCAGUCGGGCGGCUUGAGUGAGCAGCCUGAGCCGUGGGAUCUCAGCGUGGAGCUGACUAGACCCGCUCGAGCGAUGAGUCUGUGGUUCAUGCUCAGAGUGUUGGGUGAAGAGCGGAUUGGCAGGAUGAUUGAUUAUGGGAUUUACAUGGCGGACUCAGUGCAAGCCCGCCUGCAAGCUCGGGAGGGAUGGGAGAUCCUCACCACCGCGAAGCGCGGUAUCGUGACGUUUCGGUAUAACCCAGGACCGUGCUCGGAAGAGGAUUUAGAUGGAGUCAACACUACGAUCUCGGACACACUGGUCGAAGACAACCUGGCAGGCAUUUUCUCCGUUCGUGUGUCAGGAGUCGUCAGCCUCAGGGUGUGUUGUAUCACUACGCGACUGAGCGAGGAGGAUAUCGAUCGACUUAUUCAACAAAUAGACAUGACAGCGAAAGAGGUGACCAAGCAUUUCUAG